Molecule: messenger RNA, 2863 nt
Organism: Hyalella azteca
Lineage: Eukaryota; Metazoa; Arthropoda; Malacostraca; Amphipoda; Hyalellidae
Exons: 4
Coding region: 119-1411 (430 amino acids)
Source: RefSeq, a predicted model, not a curated record
UUCAAUGUGUGUUCCAGAUUACAUCUCUCAAUCUUCAUGUAGGUACCGGUAUCUGUUCUCUUUUAACAGCCACUGAUUUGAUAGUGAACAAAUUAAUGUUUGAAAAGGUUGUAACAGAAUGUCCUCAUCUAAUUCUGCUCCAAGAAAACGCCGGAGAGUUAUGACAAAACAAGUUCUGGUUAAGAAUCCUAAAAAUGCCAUGAAUACAGUUUUUACUGAUGGAAAAUCUAUAAAGCCAACCUCAAAAUCUCCAUGCAGCCGAUGUAAUUCAAGGAGAAAAUGCUUCAGACAUCUGAAUCAGAGAUUCACCAAGAACAUUGCCUGUUUCUCCUUCAAAGCGUCCGAGCAAACUGUGCUACAACUCAAGAGGCACAUGCUCAAGCUGCUGUCAGGGGACCCGGGCGCGGUGUGCAGGUGUGAUCAGCGCACUGGCAUCCUUACCUUGGACUGCACCAAAAUGCACAGGCUCUAUCUGCAGGAGUUUGAACCUCAAGCAAUUAAUAUGGCCACAGGUGAAAUGAACAGCAAUUACAAGCCUCUGGUGAAACAGUGGCUGUACAGGAAAAUCUUACUGGAUGAGUUCCAGGGUGUAGACUUCCUGAGAUGUAAAGAGCAUUUAGCUGAGCUCAAGCUUUCUCUUGAGGAAUCCACAUUGUCCAAGGUUUUUCCUCCAGCCAUCAACAAGAAGAAGAAAACUAAGAGCAAGUCACAGAAACAGGUGGCUACCAACCCACUCCAGGGAAUGGCGGAGGAAUCGUUUUGUGCUUCACAAAACCUGCCAAUUCAACAGCAGUUGUGUGCCCCACAAAUUUUAUCCCAUCAGAUGUGCGUUCGACAAUCUCCAAUCCAUGCACAAGUUUGUGGCGAUCAGUCGUUGAAUGCACAGCAAGCUGCCGGGGCCGGGACGGCUGCUGACGAAGGCUUGACGCAUGUACGCGAUAAGACCGUAGUCGCCGUACAGCCGUUCUGCCACUCUUCUCUUGGUAGCACAAAUUCACGACCACAGCAACCGCUCAACUUACAACGAUCUCAAACUCAUUUACAACAUCGUGUUCCUGAUAACUCGUGCAAUACUAAUAUUAGUGAUCAUCCAGCUCACAACUCCCUAGCUUUACCUUUGUGUCAGUCCAUUUCAAGUUGUGGAAGCAUACCUCUAGGGCUACACAGUCCUUACUACGUCUCUCUGUCCCCCAUGUUACCUCUUCACAUGAGCCAAGCUUCCAGUGCGCCACAUCAUCAUUUUCAUCACCACAUCGCCCAUCACCAUUCCUCGUACCCCCCACCACCUCCUCCUCCUGUCCACCAUCAGCAGCACUUCCAGCAAGAAGUGGUCCAGCAUCCCCAGCCUUUCAUGCCCGCAGCUAGUGCGUCUCUUGUUAACAAUCACGCUCUUUAUCACUCACCUUCUUAGGCCAUCUUUAUUUUGCAUACUCGAACCUCCGCAGCUACGUUUUAUACUAUCGGCAAUAACGAUGUUUCUCAUCAAUUUCGUUUGUAAUUAUUGUAAGAUUAAGAUGCCUUGUGCCAAGAAAGCUUCAAAUCUGCAUACUCAUGUGCCAUAUAUACUCGACCUCGCUGUUCAUCACAAAUUAAUUGGAUUUUGUUCUUUGAUACCGGUAGUGAUGAAAAUUUAUCUUCUUAUUUCUAAAAAAAUUGUCAUAAAGACAAUUAAAAUGACGAUUUAUGAUAUAGUUCACUUAUUGUUGUUGAGGUAGAAUCUCAAGUAUGCUCUCUCCCCUUUUUUAUUGAAAAUUUAUGAGUUUGAUUGUAAAAAAUCAGUCUUUAGUUUCUUUUUAUCGGUGUUACUGGGACCUGCCCCAGGUUCUCAGUUGGCUAAUGGCUCAAUCCACCUACGACGUUAUAACCUAAAUAUUCAUAUUCUUCGUGUGGAUGAUGCAUUAAAACGAACACUUGAUAUAGGUAAACGUAGCCAGAGCUACGAUAUUAAGACCCAGACUCCUGUUCAGAAAUAACCGAAAUUCAAUAGAAGACAUGGGCAUGUAGUGUUUAAAAUAUAUACGACAAUUAUAUUCAAUAAUUGAUGUUAAUUAACCCAAUAAUUUGCGCUGUGUAAUUCGCACAACUCCAAUAGUAUCAUAAAUAAAAUUGGAAUAAACAUUGAAUCAUCUCGCAUAAAUUCGCAGAUCUUGCCAAUGUGGAUACUCGGGCACUGUUGAAACUGUAAAGAAUUGAUACAUUGGACACAUAAAUUGAACUUUCAUUAGAUCCUAGAAAAUAACAUAGAAUGAAGUUUGAUAUGCUGUCGUUCCAUUAAAAAUAUAUCCUUCAUUACCUUAAAAUCAAUUGUUAUGUACACAUCGAAUUUUGUUCUGUACGUAAUACUGCUCAUGUUGUGUGUAACAUUCCUGUUGUUCCUCUCAAGAAGGGUAGGCUAUACACGAUCGAGGGUAUUCUCCUACUGUCGGAUCACACUCAGCUGGGCUUCGGUAUCCCUCAUAAGGCUGAGAUGACUUGACAAUAAAACGUCUCAUGUAAGCAGUUGCUUUUGCCGAUUAAUAAUACUCGGCAAAUUGCUAAAACUGGGGAUACUAAAUUAUCGACUUUUCCUAAUCAAGUAUAUAAGAAUGUGGGAAUAUUAUGAACAACAAUCGACUAAGACUCCUGUUCUACCAGUAGCAUUUCUUUUCACAAAUCACGCAGGUGAUGGCGGUAGGUUCAAUCACUUUGCAUUCGUUCAGUAUUUGCACGCGGUUGUAUUGCGAUCAUUUCUCGGCACACGAACAAGAGGAGAACACUUAUUUCCACUGUAUCUCUGCCAUGGAAAAAAAUUAUCAACAUCUGAUCUCGCAGCAACCUGUACCUCUCCCUCGUGAGUUCUAAAUAAUUUUAUUUUUUUUUUUUU